GUACUAAUAUCAUCAAUGGUGAAGAAGUUGCCAUUAAGCUUGAAUCUAUCAAAGCUAAACAUCCACAAUUAGAAUACGAAGCUAAAGUAUACAAAACACUUGCCGGUGGCGUGGGUAUCCCAUUUGUCCGCUGGUACGGCACAGAAUGCGAUUACAAUGCAAUGGUGAUUGACUUGCUCGGCCCAUCAUUGGAAGAUUUAUUUAACUUUUGUAAUCGUAAAUUCUCAUUAAAAACAGUAUUGUUAUUGGCCGAUCAAUUG
Molecule: messenger RNA, 260 nt
Organism: Ambispora leptoticha
Lineage: Eukaryota; Fungi; Glomeromycota; Glomeromycetes; Archaeosporales; Ambisporaceae
Source: the annotation of a GenBank genome assembly